AGGGGGUGCCAGCAAGUUUGGCCUAUUUGUUUUAAUCAAAUGGGCUGAUUGGAACACACCAAUAUGUUUCAUUUUUGUUUGUUGUGUCGAUGCCCAUGUAUUUUGUGCAGAUUUUUAUUUCUCUAAAUGAUUCAAACUGUUUCUUUGACAGUGGCGCUUUGCCUAAUCAUCACCAAAUGAGCCUUUGCGAAUAAAUUACUUAUUUUGUGUUAAAUCUAAAUUAGUUAAUUUUUGGCUUGUGUAUUUCUUUUUAAAUUAUAAUGGAAUUUUUGAAACCAGUUUCUCACGUUAAAAAGAAAUUGAAUCAGACUAAUAUUAAGUGUCUUUUUUUUUUUUUUUACAAUGUCUCGUUCGUGUUUGGAGGCUAUUUUGGAUAAAUUAGAGAAAACAUGCCAAAUAAUUAUAUUUUACAAUAUUUACGUAAUGCCAAAGAUCGUAGUUUGUAUGUGUAUAUUACAGUCUGCAUUGCUGCCAGCUGAAGGGAAACCAUUGCAAGCGUUCUCAAUGCACAAAAGCGUUUCAGUGCACGUCCUACUUGUAAAGCUCUACAGCAGGGCGAUUUUGCGCGUUCCCGUGACUCUCGCCAUAGAAAACAAAGCUGAACGUCUUCCAUAACAGCCAGGGGUGCAGACUUGAGGAAUAUACGAAUUUAUCGUGGACACAUCGUGCUGAAUAUGGAUUUACAGUGGGUGUAGCAUCGUUGGAGACCGAGCCUUCCCGGCUGGGGUGACAGCAGGACAUUAGCGAAACCGACGAAAAUAACAUCAGUGUGUUUUUUUUUCUCGGGGUGCUUUGUCUUGUCCACCUAACGAUAGCAAACCAUCAUUCCCAUUUCAAUUGUAAGAUAUUCAGCUAGUGGUUACUAGCUGCUGCCGGGAUGGAUCAUCAUGUUGUCACCCAAAACUAACUGCGAGGACGUCGGAUUGUGAAGGAUAAAGCUGAAAACCGUCACCGAGGUCCUGACGGGUUGUCACCGGGACCUGAAUCUGUGUUAGCCACAGCCGCGGAACCCACUGUUUUCGGCGAUAUGGCGGAGCAAGGCUACUCAUCCUGGUGAGUGCGCACAGGCACAGCGCUGCUGCUGCUGCUGCCGAUUAGUAGGAGCUACCUUCUGUUAGCUACUGCUACACUGCCAAGCCUGAAUGAUAUAGGUCACUAAAACCAAUAGAUAACAACCCCGACCGGUUACGACCACACUUAAUUCUUCACGUCGACGCUAAAAGGUUCUUCUAUUACCGUUUGGAAAGCUAAAAUAUCACAAAUUCAUACAUUUUCCCCAGCAGUUCUCAUAUUGCUAAAGCUAACCUGAGCUGGUUGGUUAGCUAGCAGCGGCUAAUCAGCUCUGCCAGCUGAUGCCUGCUAUUGUAGCUGCCCUGCUAACGUCUUGCUAGGCUCGUUUGUUCGGGGGAAUUGGUGAAUGAAUUUAUCGUUUAUAUAAAUUGGGCUUGCUUUUAGAUACAUGUAACCGUGCACAUGGAGCAAAACGCUGCAUGUCCAUGUCAAGCAGAUUAGUAGACGUUGGCUGUGCCAGCAAAUUAGCACUAGCUGAUUAGAUGGUUAGCAUUCGUCGUCGACCCGAUGCUCACAAAAACAAAGGUUCAGCCACAGGGCUGCUAAAACCAGCUAACAGGCACACCGCAGUCAUGUCCCUCAAAAGCCAGCUUGGUUAACUUGGCAUCGUGACACACAAAGUUUAUGUUUCUUUAAGUUCGUGUCAGGAUUGUGACAUGAAGUUGAAUCUUAGUUCUCGGAGGAAAAUCAGUAUAAGGAUGAUGGACUGAGUUGAUGUGAACAACAAAAUGCGCUGUCUCCAUGAAUGGAUAUGGACCGAUCUGUUGAGGCCUUUAAUUCAAUAUAAGCUGUAAAAAUGCCAGUUUGACCCUGGCAACAGAGUAUUUGUAGUGAUCAUUAAUGAAACAGCAUCCUCUUGUGUAGGAAUAGUCUCAAUGAGUGCUUUAGAGCAGACUAGACACAUUAAAAGGUAAUGGGUUUGACUUUAUCUCACUUAAUAGGAUAGUUUUCUUGACUCUGAAAGGCUAAUCAUCUUUGUCCAUUUGUCCAAUUGUAUAAGAGUUAGGGAUCGUGGCAAUCAUGUUAAAAAACACUUAAAAAUAACCCAAUAAACCUCAAAAACGUACUGCAGCAGCUCUGUCCACUGCUGUAUCUAAUUUUCACAUCAUUUUUUGUUUUAUUUGCCCUCUCAGACUCCUCUUUCAGCAUUUAUGUACCAAUUAAUGAUUGAGUAAUGUUGAUGUAGAAGAGCUUCAGUUAUCAGGAGGCCUGUGAAGGGUUAUGCUGGUUUAAAAACAGUUACCUCAUCACAUGAAGCCGUAAACCAGGGAUUUUUUGAAUAUGAAAACAGAUUUUGAAAAUCCCCUUUUUGGACGUUUAUGUUUGGAGGGGUCAGGCAUGGGUGUAGAUUUUUAGUGGUUCUUUACAGUGAUGCCUUCAGAUGACAAACACUUGAACAGCUGUCUAUUAAGGCCUAAUUCACACUUUACAAACAUGCAUGUGGAGACACAGUCAGGUCCUAAUAUUGUCCAGCAAUAUCGCUAUAUCCAUUUUGCCUAGAUCUCUAUAGUUAGUUGGUUUGGCUUGGUAAUGUAACUGGUCAAUAGACAAAGCAUGUCUGAGGUCAAGGAGAUCAGUGCUGUAGAUGGCUGUAAUUUAUUUUUCAAUUGCCUUUGUGAAGAGAGAUCUGCUUUCCACGGCUACUUCUUCCCCUUGAGCUCGUCUGAUCACACUUUAGUCUGAGUGUGUCUCGUAUGCGUUCACACCUGCCAUUACAGUGAAGAUUUCUGUAAGGCUGAUUAAUGGUAGAAAAGAAAUGAGUGUAGUCUGCUUAAGUUAUUGCACUGCAAGCCUGUCAUAUAUGGUCAUCUGUAAAUGUACAAGAGAGUUACAUGAACGGGAUUUUAUGAUUAUAGAUGCAUAGAUAUUUUCUGUUUUGCAUGUUUCUACAUUUAGCAGUUGAGUGCCCUUUUUGCAGGUGAUGCUAAUGGACAUGUCUGUGUUGUGGAUUCUUUUUCUAUUUUUGUUUCAGUAAUUAUUGAAGUGGUAUUAUCAAUGAUAUAGCUAGUCAUGCAGUUGGAAGACUGGUUAACAGAAAGCACAAGUUCAAAUCUACAGAAGGAGUGAAAUCAUAACAGUUAGGAGGUGAGUCCACUGCUCCAGACAAUACCCAGAUGUAGGGGGUGUUUUCUUGAUCACAUUUAGUACCCUGGUAAUACUACUACUCUUAGGACUACAGGUUAAGACUGUAGGCGCUCUAAAAAAAAGUUUAAAUAGUCUAAAAUGGUUGUUGUAAUUUCUGUCCAUGUCCAUCUCUAAUCUGUAGUGUAUGAAAUAUUAACUACAGUUGUUUAAUUAUCUAUACAUGUAUUUAUUCAUAUAUUCAGACAGCUGUUUUGAUUUAGGAAUAUGCUUAACAACAAAUGAGGCUAGCCUUUGCAAAACAGUCAUUAAGAAGUUUAUAUAUAGGCCAAUUGUUAACAGUCUGAUGUUAGUCACUGUCAUUGUUCAGCAACAAGGAAAUAGCCACACCAACCCCAGACCACAUCACACCUCAGACACUGACAUAACCCCACCUUCAUAACACCUCGACAGCAGAAAUAAACACUCAGGGUUGUGAUGUACCUCUUAUAGAGUCAGAUGCAGUUCAUCUUGGUUGGCUGGCAUGCAAACAAAGACUACUAUGCAUUUUAAAACCACUUCAUUAAGCAGUGAGAACACACAGGAUAUAGUCCAUGACACUUGUUGAGAUGUGGUUUUCUGCAGUAUUUACAUGUUUUUGUCUGUGAUAUUUUUAUAGCUUUUUUCGAAGAUUCACUGAUAAGUCAACUUUGACCUCAUAGUACCAAGAGUUUAAUGUACAGGCCUAAGAUGUUUUCGUGUUCAAGCUGACAAGUAGCUGCACUUCAAACAGUUUUCUCAUUUGCUGCUAGCUCUGCCCCUUGGAUGAUUUCUACCUGUCAGUCUGUGGCUGUCAAGCUGUAACAACAGUGUUGUUUUCUACCACUUUCUAUUCCUCAUUUUUGGUUUUAGCUCAGCAGCACCAUGCAGUUUCAGACAGGACUGUUUAAACCACAUGUCUCUUGUGUGCACUUUCGCUGUUUCACCAGCAAAAUGUAAAACAGGAAAAGUGCACACAAGAAACACACAGUAGUAGUCAUAUUUGGUAAAUGUGACCUUGUGAAGUCAUCGUAUUGGGUUUGAUUUUAUUUAUCCAGGGGUAUUUGUCACCACCUUUGUGCUGCUAUGUCUUCUUUUUAAAGCUCGUAACCUGUAGGAACUGAGAGGCAGACAUCCUCUUCAAAUGUAAACCAUUGUAUUUGACUGUAUUUGUUAUCACAGUGAAACCCAGUGCAGAUAACUAAAUAAGAAUUAAGUCCUUUCACUGAGUAAUCUUCAUUUACAACCUUUGCAUCAGCUAGCUUUAAGGCCCGAUUAACGUGUUUCUUUUUUAGCAGUUCAAAUCUCACUUGAAGCCUGUUCAACAGCCAAGGGGUCCAGCUGGUGUAAUCGUCAGGGCUAUUUGUAAGAGUGCAAAUAAAAUUGUCCCAGAAAGUUGAACAAUACGUCUAAAAUAAGAAUAAUUACCCUAAUGAGGAGCGAGGCGGGCGGAGAGCAUCACAGCUGUGUCUGCAGAGAAAAGAAAUAUGCCAUGUGUAAGAGUCACCUGAGCUCCCAGUGAGGCGUUAAUAGAUGUGAAGUCAUGUGUGCUGAAAAUUAACCGAUUUAUCCACCCCUAUCCUUAAACUGGCUGUACUUGUUUACUCUUUUUUACCAUCCCUUUUGAAUGAAACAAAAUUUGAAAAAGCAAGCUGAGUUUCCUCAAGGGACAUAGUUCUAUGGAUCUAAUCCCGAAAUCCUAUUAUUCCGGCUGUCCACAGUACAAUCUAAUUGAAGCUUGGCCUUUCUGGACACUUACUAAUCAACUUAUCAUUCACCAAACACACAGAAUAGGUGCCUUUCAAAACUUGGGCCUCACAAGUUUUGAAGUUUUGUUCAUGCAUUGACAUAGAAAUGUGCUCAUGUGCAGUAUCUAUAAUCAGGAUGUAAGGUACUGCAAAUUAUCUUCAAAUGCUUGAACCUUUCGAUGCAAAAGAAAUGAUCGACCUACAUGAAAGGAAAAAUAACACUUAGCUAGUGCAUAGUGAAGUGACUGCUGUGAAUGCAGACUCUGAUUAUGUUUACACACAUAGUUAAGUUGAGCUCUGGUUGUAACUUGAUUUGGCAGUUUAAUUGGACUACUAUCCUUCAGCAUAAAAGCACCUAACCACCUUCACUUCGGUUUGUUUGGCCUCUGAUUUGGUGGAUGAAGGUAUGCCCCCUUUUUAACUAUUUACUAUCAGACCUCUUCCUGUACGACUAUGCAGUCCAUACCUUCAUAAGUGGUAAGGGUGUAACAACAGGUUUUAACCACAAUAUGAUACCUACGGCAGUAUUUGGUUUAUGAGUUGAUACAAGGACGACACCGGUUUAUUUAGAAGGAGAAGAAAUGACUAGAAAUGGAUGCAUCAGUACUUCAUUUUAGACAACAUUAUAAUAUCUUGAGAUAAAUACUAGCGUAAGGUUAUUUUCGUUACAGUGCCUAUGUUUAUACUUUUAUGUUAUUCAUUCAAGAAAACUUUUCAUAAUCCAUUUUGGAUCAAUACAACAAGAAGUAGUAGUCACAUACCCCUGUAUCAAACAUGAAAUCCAUUUAUCGGUUGUGGUUACCAUUCAGCUUGAGAAAGAGACGUUAUUAUGUCCACACUGUAUGGUCACAUCUUUACAGAUAAAUCUGGCAAUGGAUGACUCGAUAGCUUUAGCCCUCAGUGAGUUAAAGUAAAACCAUUAAUGAUGCCUGAGACCUUUUCUGGUGCUGAUGGCUCUACUGUGCCGCUGUACCACGCUGCCGUGAUAGAUGAGCAGUAAGAUUGGUUAUGUUGCCAGAGUAUUUAACUUCACCUUUGGAUAUUCUGCAAACGGCAACAAAUUCGUCAAAGACUGCUCCUGUUUUACAAAAGCUCAAAUGUGUCCACAGGUCAGCCUGGAAACCAGAAAGUUUAAUAAUCUACUUUUCAUCUCGCUCCUUUCUGCUGACAGCCAUCGCAGAACUGCUGCCACAUGUGCAGAGUGUCACCACAUGGGAGAAUGACCCUGUUGGAUUUAAUAGAUUUCCUUGUCAUUAAAAAUGCAAUGCAUCCACACAACAAUCAUUUGUCAUGCUAGAUAUACAUGCAAAGUCUACAUAUGGAUCCAAUCUAUGAUUUGCUUUGUAUGACAGUAUGAAUCAAUAUUAGCUAUAGGAGAGUGUCACGCGGCCAUUUAUGUAUCAAUACAGAUGGAUCGUUGGAAUUCAAAUCAAGGCAUCAAUGCACUGAAUGAAUUGUUACACUCCUAAUGGGUAGUCAAUCAUGUUAAUACAAUUUACUUUUGGUACAAACAAGGUGCAUGCUAUCCCUCGGGCUCAUGGCUAUUCCUGCAGGCGGACAACAACACCACCUUAUCACAUAUAUGCUGUGAUGAAAAUGCUGUUCCCUGUAUGCAAACUGUGUACCAUGCAUGUGACACCAAAGCCAGAGGCGUUUGUCUGCAGGAGAAAAUCAAGUAUAGUACUUUGCCCCAGUGUGACUUUAGUGUACUGCUUUAGUCUGGGGACUGUUUGGUGGCAGCUGUCAGUCAUAUAAUGAGCUGUUGUAGUUUUAACAGUGAUAUAUCAUACUUUGAAAGUGGAAGCCGAGCCUAGUUUCUGCUGAGUUUGGCUUGUGACCCGUUACCUGUACUUCAAUGUUUUUAUCAUGGAACAAAAGCCCUUACUUUCAACAGUGUUAAACGGCUGCAAGUUUCUUUUUGCACAAGAAGUAGGUGAUGGAUUUUGUGAUUUUCUUUGCUGGCUCUGAAAUGGGAGACUGCUUUGAUAAGCUCAGUGUGUCCAGUGUUUGCUGGUGUUAGAGUUGAGCUGAUUUAGCAAUAGCAGCUCAUGCUAUGUCUGGAUGGUGGUGAGUGAGGUGAGCCUUCAAGUACAUUGAAUUCCCAUAGUGCUUUAUUGCCUCUCCUUGCUAAAAAAGAAAGUCCAAUCAUUUUGAUGUAAACAAAGAAAAGUUUUCUCCAUGUUGAGUUUCAUCAACCUCAUCUUUGUGAUGGUCACCUCUGCUAAUGUGUAGCAGAGAAAAACCUCAACUAGGGCUCGACAGUACGACUGUUUCACUCACAUUUGUGACUAAAAAUAGAUGUGUGCGAAUUGUAAAAUGUAUUUAGGCGAACGUGGGCAUAAAAAAAAAACCCAAGGCAACAAAUGUUUUUUCAUGCAAAUACCGCGGUGAAGUUAGUUUUAGGUUGGAUAUUUGACGGACAUUCAAUGCGAAUCUACCGGUGUCUUCUCGCUCUCCAUAACCGGGAGUAGCAACAGCAGUGUGGUUAAAUCUACUCCGCACCCUCGCUGUCAACAUCGGGUGUUGAAUAAGGGACCAUCGAUAAAUUAUUGGUUUCUGUUCUCAAAAAAGGCUGUUUUCCUUCAGUUACGUGACCAAUUGACCUAAAAUUGAUUUCAAAUAAUAGUUCUUAUGUCAACCGAUAUGACACACUCCUUUAUUUCCCAUAUUUGUCCUAUAAAAAAAUUUGUGUUAAAUUUAAAGGCAAAUUUUGAACAUUUUCUUCAAUAGCUGCCAUGUCAUGCGACCAAAAAAACCUAAAAUUGAUUUUAAAUAUUAGCACUUAAGUCGACCAAUAAGACACACAUUAUUUGAUCAGUUUUCAUUGUGCCCCUAAAGUUCCUUGUGUGCUCCUAACUUUUUCAACUUAUGAGCACAUGUGCUCCUUGUGAAAAAAGUGAGUGUUAAGCCCUGUCAACAGUACCACUAAGUGAAUCUGAUUUUUUUCUCUCCAAAACUUUAGACUAAAAAUACUCACCAACCAGAAACAAGUGCAAUAUUUCCAUGCAAAAUAUGACGGAUACAUUGCUGUAAUUCUGUAUUUGCUCAUCCUUAGAGGAUUUUCUUUCACUAGAAAGUGAUCAGUUGAAAACUACCACUUUUUUUGUUUGUCAGGCAACCCCUAUGGAGAAAGUGUGAAUUCACGUCUUUGCUGAACUUGCCCUGUACAAGUAAAUAAAAAGAGUGUCAUGACAACAACAACAACAAAAAAAUCCCUGUCAGUCAUCCUGCUAAUGAUCUGUUGUGUUCUUUUAGAUUUGAAGAAGCACCAGUAUCAGUUUCAGUUUGAUUCACGAACAAUGUAAAACCCCUUUCCUGUUAUUAUUUUAGAGCGGAGAAGAUAUCACAGUCGCAGUUUUAACCAAUAACACACAGCCCGGUUCAAAACGCCGACCUCUGCACAUUUAUAAUGAGCUGAUUAACAGCAUGUAUCUAGUGCUGAAGGGCCUUUGCUGUCUUUUUUAAUAAUAACUCCUGUUACAUAAAAGGAAAAAAACUACUCUCAGUAAGUGCAGUACCAUACUCCCAUAAUCUCCUCAAGAUCUUCUUUAAACUAAGUGCUUCUGUAUGCUCGCUUCAGACGAGAGACAAUUGCACCUGUUGCUGAUGUUACUAUUGUCCUUCAGAACUGAAAGCCUAAACAGUUUAUAUUCGGAUAGAUGGCUGCAUAAUACCUCUCAAGUUCUGAGGCUGUGAUUUCACCCUGCUAUGUUGCAUGCUUUGAGAAAAUGAAGAAAAUAUUCAACAUGGACCCCAGUCUUGUUAGGUAUGACUUGCAGCUGGUUUGGAUUUCUUUUCCCAAAGGUCUUCCAGAAAUCCUCUGCUGCAGGGCUCUCUGCUGACCCUUACUGUGUUGUUUUAACAUCACAGAGGAAAAACAAACGCGUAUACUCUUUGCGUCAAUCUCCUCAGCCCAUUUCGUCUUCGAUCUUUUAUCAACAGCUACAAAAGCAGAGGAAAAAUCCCUCGGCAGGAAGGAAACACACUGGAGCAGCAAUAAAGGACAGUAUACUUUGUUCAGAUGGAGGCAGAAAGGUCACUGUUGAUCACAAAUUGCAUUCUUGUUCCUGAGCGAUGUAACCCAUUAUAUGCAUAAUUGAAUACGAGUGGAGGAGGAUAAAUAUCAUUCCUAGAUCCAGUGGCUUCUUCAUGUCUACUCUGAGCUAACCAAAAGAUGCCAAGAGGUCAAAGUUUUCAUUUUUUUCUCAGUUUAAGACACUUAAGAGGUUGAGAGCGUGAUGUUUCUAGCAGGUCAAUCUGGAAUAUCCACGUCUUUCAGAGGCAGUAUUCGCAAAGAGUGGUCAUUGUGGCCUGGUGACCCGGCCCUUAAUGGUCAAGUCAUGCAUGCAACUGGCUUGACGGAAGACGGUAUUGGAAUUGUGUUAUUGAAAACCUAGUCUGUCAGCGAACAAGGCCGUCUUAUGGCACUUUGGGCCGCGGUCCAGUCCUCAACAGUCCGGGAUUGUAUUUUGUUUUUAAAUGUUCCAUUCAUCUAUCUCACCCAUGUUCUACAGGCUUUCAGUGCACAGAAUUCAGACGAAGCGGUUCGAUGCUAGAAUAUGAAUUAGGUCUGUGGUGGAUGAAACUAUAGCUGUCUAUCUGUUUGCUGCGUUGACACAGAAGUGGUGACAUCAUUAGCGGCUGUGUGUAAGAGAACAAGGUCACUUUCUUAAUCACUUUGUAAAGGCUCCAGGCCAAGUCAUGGCAAGACAUGUAACCUCUUUGGUGAAACACAGUUAGGGAGAAUAGGGUGUCGUAUUUGGGUGGGCUUCUGUUAUUGUUUGAAGUUGGUGCAACCUACAUGUCGAGUCAGGUAUACUAAAACCCAUUGUAACAUGACGAAUCUGUGAAGAUGAUGCCUGCUGAGAGUGUUUUUCAGUCACUAAGUAAAGGCCAGUAUUGGACAAAUAAGCUCAGGUCAAAGCUACAUGAUGCAGUAUUGUCCCGGUGUCCUGUUUCCACAGUGAACUACAUGUUACCCCUCCCCUCCCAGACACCCUGUAGUCAUUUCUGUGCAGCUCAAUGAAUGAAAGAGGCGGGGGAGAUCUGGCUUUUUUCACCGCUUCAGCAUCACAAUGAAAACUGUGAAUUCCUGCGUGACAUGCACACCAGAAUGAAAAAUGAUUUGGAGCACUGGGUCUUUUUUUUAUUCAAGGGCUGUUGUCUCCCUCAGUGCUUGGAAGAACUGAAACAGUGUUCGCUGCAAGCAGGCGGAGAGGGGCUGACUUUGGGUGCAGGGCCGGAUAUUUCCCCAGAUGAGGAGUACGUCCUUACUCAUCUCAAAAACUGCUUUGAGUAGAUAAGCCUCUCUCACUGCGGAGCGGCAUCUCCCUAAAAAAUCUACACGUUUUAAUACGGGGGGUUCUCAAAGGCAAUCAACUUUCUCCUUUUCCCUCUGAGUAACUUUGUUAAACAGCAUGUGGAAGAACCUGUGGAGUUGUCAUCUGCUGUAACAGAUGUGACUGCUGUCUGUUUACGACACUUCAAACAUACCACACAGCAGACACAGUAGUAUAGUAGGGCCGGGACCAUAUGCUUUUCUCCCGAUUCCAUUCGUCUACGAUUUUUUGGAUGCUGAUUGAUUUAAAUUGCGAUUCUACGAUAUUUUUAAUUUUCUGGAUUUUUAGUCUGCCUUUUUUAAAACCAGUGAAACAGUUGAGUGCUUAUGAUUACCUACCGACUAUUCUGGGAGCCAUAUUUUCCCCAAAAAUACACAUCACAUGUAAGUCAGUUUUUAAGAAUAAAGGUCCUUACACACCAGGACAAACGCAAAUAUAUGACACGAAAUUACGAAAUAUUCUGAGGCUAAUUUUGACGCGCCUGACUAUACACAUCAAGACCGAUGUGAUUUCUGUUUUUGAACAAAAGAAAAUCGGUUUAAAAAUUGUAAAACAAAAAAUUGGGAUACUUAAGUGAAUUGAUUUUUUCUCCCACCCCUACAGUAUAUGUAAGCUGUUCGUGUGUCAACUCUUUUGUCUGAUAAUUAUAUUGACAAAAAUGUUCAUAUCUGCUGAUAAUAAUACAUAGCUUUUAUGUCAAUCAUACUGUGCAUCUGUAGUUCUGACAAACAUGAACUUUGUUCGCUUUGUGCAAAUCUGAAGAUUCAACUUGAUGAAGAGUCCCCUUUGUGCUACACUGGCAAAGUCAUCGUCCUCGGCUGACUAAACCCUCACACUCAUUUUGAGUUAUUUUCGAUUCAGAGUGAUACAAGUACGUGUCAAAUGAACUUCAGUAUCAGCCGAUCAUUGCACCAGAAAGAAAUAUCAGGCCAUCGACUAAUAAUUUGCACCGAUAUCAGCAUCUGCAGUUUGUUGUGACUCGUGCGUGUUUCUUUUCUACAGUCGUGACACACUGACAGACUCUACCUGCACAGUGGUUAGUGUCUCUAAGAGUUGAAAUGAGGGGGCUGCAUUAGAGCGAUUUUAGACAUUUAUCAGAGGAUGUCCAGGAAGUGGUAACAGCAUGAUGCGCAUCAGGUCAUGUGACUGAUUACAACAUUGAAACAGUAUAUCAUUCAGCCCUUUUAAAGUUUCUCUUGGUUUUUGGAUCUCAAACUCUCAGUCUCUGUCAGGUUCGCUGGCUCUGACAACAACAGCACAAAUGCAGCUGCCUGCAAGAUAUAACAUGUUCCAGAGGCAAAUCAUCAAUAUUCACAGCGUAUGACUGAACUCUAAAAAAUGAGGAUCUGGUUUUUCAGAGUGAAAGACUUUUUCUCCUUCAGGAGGAUGACCCUGAGCUCCUUCUAUGAAACUUUAAAUAAAAGAAAAAGAAGCUCCAGAGUGCGGAGUUUUGAACACCAGGAACUGUUAAAGGUAGUGAAACAGCUUUGCGGUUGAGGUUGUUAGUCAUGUUCUGGACUGUAUGUUGUAACGUGUCCUGUGAACUGUCGUCCAGUCUUUGUGGACUGAGGUCGUCCUCCAGCUGUUCUAUCUUUGUAAGCAUUGUGGUUUUCCUGAGUGUGGACUGGAGCAUCCGUCAUGACUUGUGUGAGAGUGGUUGUUUGCCACUUCUCACCCUCUGUGUACCAUAGCUGUGUCUGUCCUUCUCUCAUGGACUAUUUUAAACACAACCACCACUCAAUAAUGCAGCUCGUAGUGAGCCGUAAGCUUAACCAUAUAACAUUUCAAAACACAGCCUGACCACAGAGAUUUUUUUCUGGUUGGUAUGGAUGAGAGAUGUGAAGAGUUCAAUAUUUGAUAAAGGAUCCUUUGAAUAGAUAAAGAUGAGAUAUUUCGUAGCUGAAUUCAAACAUUUCUGAGGCCAAACUUUCGUGGACUGACACAGUUUAUCCAACUUCUACACAUCAGUCAUGAUUCAUUGAUGCCAGUAAACCUGAGAUAACUUUGAUAAAGAUAAGAAGCUAAUGCUGCGUUCAGUUACCUUGGAAGUCGGAUGUCGGAGCUGGUAAUGACGUUACACCCAAGCUGAUGGCGUUCCAGUUAACAAGUCAGAAAACCAAGGUGGACGCCUACAGUUAGCCGUUGUUAGCUGUUGUUUACAAACGUCAGCUGUCGUUAGCCGUUGUUAGCUAUACAGUAUUUUACUCUACAAACACUAUAGCACCGUGUUCACAGUUAGAUGUUGGGCAGCACAAUAUAUACCACUUAUUUAAUUUCACAAAAACAAAACAAAAGUGCUGAUAAAUAAAACAUUACAAGAGCAUCUACUGUUACUCUCUACUGUUGAUGCACUGUGCUGCCAUCUUAGAUUAUGACAUUGUGGUCAAGUCAGGGUUGGUGAGGAUCGUCCGACUUUCCGAGUCGGAAACCCGACUUCGGGGGUGCGUUCCAGAUGAAUUUGCGACUCUGAGCUCGGAAAUUCCGACUUCUGAGUACAACUGUAACGUAGCAUAAGUUUUGGAUAGGGAUGUCACAGAUCAUAGCUGCUGGUCUGUGAUCCUUUAAAUCAAAUCAAAUCAAAAUAAGGUAAAUAUUGCAAUAAAAUCUUUAAACAGUCUUUGAAUGCACAUUAAAAUCAAAUAUUCAUGCUUAUUUUAGCUGGUAACAUGUUUUAAAUAGAUCAAAUAGAUUUUUAAUGAAUUUAGGGAAAAAGAACAACGGAGAUGUGAUGCUGAUGACUAGAAAAAAAAGCUGUUAAUCAGCCCAGUUAAUCAUCCAACUGAUUACUUGGUCUGCCUCUAGUUAUGAGUCAUUAUUAAGAUUCAUGGGGAUGUGAUUUUGAUGAGUAGUUUUGUACAAAUGCACAGUUUGAGUCAUUGCUGGCUAAUGAGUAAAAAGUUACACUUGAUGUCACAUCCACUCUUUUGAGCGUCAGAGGACUACGGUAAACUGAACCUCUCUGAAAACGAGACUGCACCUUCAUUAACAUGAUGAGAGCCGUUAUGACAGGAAGCAUGUUAGAGGAAAAUCAUUUGAGGGGAGGGGUCUUUGCUUUUUCUACUUUCACCAUCUUCUGUCAACUAUAGUGGAGGAGGCCGGCGGUAUGACCUAUAAAACAGACACCGGUUCUGCCUGCAUCUGUCUGCUGUCACCUCUGGAUUAUUAAAAAUUAAGUAUUGUUUUUUUUACUGCAUAUGGUGCAUUCAGCCACUCAGCAUUUUCUGUUUUUAACCAUAAAAAAAAGAGGAUUUAAGUGCACUUAGCUGCAAAAAGCAAUAUGCUGUAUCUGUCAAUGAAUGUCUUAAUCACUGAGUUAUCUUCUAUAUUGUUGCACAAGGAUGUUAUUUAUCACUCGAGUGUGGGGCAUUGCAUUGUGGGAUUAUAAGGGUUGAAAAUGCCGUUAGCUCUGUAGUGAAGUCUUCAUGGUGAGGGUCACAGGAAAUCAGUUCCGGUGACUCUGAAUCUGUGUCUCGAGCUCACAAGUUGGGUUAAAUGAAUGCUGCAGCUGGUUGAUGCCCACAGUAGAUAUUUUGGUGAUUUUGAGACACCGGUGAAGUUUGUUGGAGUUAAAAUACAGACUGAGAGCAGCUGUGGUGCCUCUUUCUCAGAUGAAACAGUGGCAAGAUAAACCUCAUUUGAUCGUUGUUAUUGUUUCUGUUUCUUAUUCCAGCCUGCAGCCCUGAGAGUCUGACAGGAAACAGACAGGUCGGGAUCAGGGUCAAACCCGCACCUCCCAACCGAAAGCAGACUGACAAUGCCAGCCUUGUCUUUUUACCCCGAAAAAGAGCCGGCUUUACAAGGCUGCAUGGCAAGUCUUUGUGGCGUCAAGGCCUCGGAUAAUUGAUAUGGAAGCAAUUUGGUGUUCAGAUGCAGCAGCGGUCUAAUAACUACAUGCCUUAGAGCGUGUGUGAGAUGACUUUAUUCCUUAAUUUAAAGUUAAUAUCAAACGUCGUCUUGUCUCAUGAGAAGAGAAGACAGGAAAUCUGAAUUUGUUACCGAGUUAAAAAGAGCUGAAUGAGGGGCUUUUUCAACAGCAACCCUCAGCUGAGGACGUCACCUGCUCUUUAUUUUGUCUAGUCCGUCUCAGAAACAUCAAACUCUCCAGCUUGUGUAGGUCAAGAGGCGUCGAUAUUUCUACAGUUAGUCAUUUGAAUUAACACUUUAAGAUAGUAAAUAUGGUUGCUGAAUUAGGAAAGUUCCUUUUUGGAUUAUCUCACACCCUGAGUUGGCAAUAUUUGCGGCUUUAUUUCGCCUAUUGUUGUAAUAUUUCUGUUUGUCUGUCUGAGUGAGGCUUCAGGACAGGAUGUUGAUUGGUUUUCACGAAGUAUUUCCCCAUCAGUGUGUUGUACUACAUGACUUAUACACAUCUUUUUUGAAACAGCUUUACUAUAAAUGUGGGAAACAGUUUGUGAAAAUCAAGUAAAGAGUCUAACACAAAAAAGACAACAUUAAAUGAAAACCUUCAACAAAGUUUGCGACUUUGAAAUAAGUUUUCUAAAGCUUUUUGAUUCUCCUCUCCAGACUCUGGGUGAUUCAGUAAACGUAUAGGACUUCAGCAGUGUUACCAGCACAGACCCCGUCCUCUGCAGACAAAUUCCAGUGCACCAUGAGCAGUAUGGAUCACAUUUGCCCUAUUGAUUUUCAUCAUCGAUCCCUUGCUUCUCCAGAACUGAUUUUAUGCAGCAAAAUUUGCAAUUCUUAUUUCACCAUCGAAUUGUUUCUCUCCCUUUUCGUGGCUGCUUUUCUAGUAAUUAUGAGGCCCGGUGAUCCUGGAGGAGGUGCAGAAUAUGUUUGCCUUUGUGCAUAACGGCAACAUUUUCCUUUUGCUAGCAGGCGGCAGGAAUUGGUGAUUGGAAAUGUUUUCAAUUUGUCCUGGAUGCUGUUUGUGUUCCUGUGUUUUGAUCCAAAGUGUUAAUAGAUUUAUGAGUUCGAGUUAACCAUAUACACUGUGUUUCACUGAGUGUAGAGGUCAAUAUGCUACCAUGUAAAUUACGGCGAUGUUCCUCCUAUAGACUGUAUGUGGAAUAGAUGUCGUCUGCCUCCUCGCUGGGUGAAGCCACUCCGAGAACAGCACCCCCUGGUGACGGGCUGCAGUAUAGGUCAUAAUUCCCACCUCCUCCAGCAAUCCUUAUGGAGCUGUGGACAAACUGUAAAAAUGUAUUACACAGAAUAGAAAUUUUUCUCCCCCCUGCUUGUGAUGUUGACAUGUAGUUUCUGUAAGACUGGUUUGUGCUCAAGCCUUUUUUCUCUGUGCAGCUCCAUUUUUAAAAGUUAUUAGGGGGUUCAUGUUUUCUAUGAUUGACACUUGAUACAGCCUAUGGGCGUACGAAGAUUGAGUAGCUCACCCGGGGGAUAUGCUGUUUGAGCCGAGCGUCACCACAUUGACUCACGGCGUACAAUGUUACCGCACAAUGUUGGUUUCAGGAAAUGGAGAAAAAUCACAGAAAUACUGAGAGCUUUUCGGCUUCAAAUCCAUAAAGUGGCAGAAGGCGGGACCAAGUUGUCCAUAGUAUAUACAGUCUAUGGUUCCUCCUUAACCCAAAGAAAAUCCAAAGAAGCUUUUUAAAAUUUUUGUUAUUACCCAUAAAUCAGCGCAGUUAUAGUGCGCAUGUAUCGACAUAGUUGACUAUAACUUCAUCUGACUAUCAAAAUGCAAAAGCCUGGUUAUUAUACCCCAGCAGCAUCCAUCCUGUUGGUAAAAUGUUCACAUGCCAAGUGAGAAAGCAGUCCUCAUUUACUGAAUCAUUUUUUUCUCAUUCACUGAGAUGAAUUCAGACUUUGGCAAUUUAUUCUGCAGCCAUGACACAAUUAUCAACACCAACCAGCCAUGACAUUAUGAACAACUGGAUAAUCUGGCACAAUGCAAUACACCCGAAUUCUGCUUCAAAUAAGCUUCUUUAUUUCAAUAUUUUUGUGGUUUCAGAUUUAUUAUUUAAGACACAGUAGGUGGUUGUUGUUUUCAAUACUCACUAACGCUUCAACAAGUGAUAUAGAGUGCGAUUAUUACAUUUUAACAAAAAUUAGAAAUGUAGACGCUUAAUGUUAUGGUUGGUUGGUGUAGCAUACUUUAUGAAUGAACACUAGCUGCUGUGGUGCCUCAUAUUAAAUCUGCUCCACUCUACAUGUUAGUUUGGUUGUGUUGACCCUUUUUGCUUGUUUCCUCUGACGGAGAAUAUCGGUCUCUUGCGCUACACACACAAACUCAAAAGUGGUUAUGAUUGCCACAACCAACAUGAGACCAUUAAAGUGCAGCAUCUGAAAUGAUUGACUGAAAUUACAGUGGCAGACUUGUACCACUUUCUCAUAUUUUUCACAGCAUGGAGGUUUAAAAGAUAGAUAGGAAACUGUUCAACCAUGAUGGAGUCUAAUCUGAAACUGGUUUCUAUGUCAGCAUUGGAGUUCAAUUGGGAAGACACUUACGAUCCAAAAAUGACAGGAUUUCGACCAGCAGAUUCAAAAGGUUGACGUUUAUGCACGGUGUUUGAAGCGCAGAAGUUUUUGGGUCUAUUCUGACUCCAUAUUUCUAUUCAAAACUGGUGAUGAACUUCAACACACUCCUUUUGUUUGGAUACCUUUACUCUAGAAUGACUUCUACCAAUCUGAUGCCACUGUUGUAUUGAAACUCGUUUUUCUGUGCCCUGAGAUCACCCUUCAUGCAUUGGUACAAUAUAAGCAUUGCUUUUUUUAAACUGAAGCUUCCUCUGUGUAGGUGGGUUGUUACUUCUUUAGUCCUGUGAGAUAAAGGGCCAGAGCUAUUCCUGCUUGAGUUGAUGUUAACGAAUGAAUAACAAAGAUCAGCCGUAUUGUAGCCCAGCCCAGUAAGCAUCUUAAGGUGAAUAGAUGAAUUUUCUGAGGUUUUGUAAAUAAGUAACUUUCAUUUUUGAGAAGGAUAAGACAUGUAGCUGGUGUUCUCAAGUUCAGUGGAUAUAAAAAGUCUACACACCCUUGUUCAACUGCCAGGAUUUUGUCAUGUAAAAAAUUAAAUCAAGAUAAAUAAUUGCACAACUUCUUCCACCCUUAAUGUGACCUAUAACCUGUACAACACAAUUGAAAAACAAACCGAAAUCUUUCAGGGAGGUGAAGUAAAAACAAACAACUGAGAUCAUGUGGUUGCAUAAGUGUGCACACCCUUUAAUAACUGGGUAUGUGGCUGUGUUCAGAUUUAACCAAAAACAUUCAAACUCAGGUUAAUUUGGAGUCAGCACACACCUGUCACCAAUUAAAGUGCCUCUGAUCAUACCAAAUAAAGUUCUUCAAUAAAUCUUCCAGCACAAGCCAUGGUCUACAGAGAGCUUCCAAAGCAUUAGAGGGAUCUCAUUAUUCAAAGAUAUCAGUCAGGUGAGGGCUACAAAAGAAUUUCCAAGGAAUUAAAUAUACCAUGGAACACAGUAAAGACCGUCAUCAUCAAGUGGAGAAAAUAUGGCACAAAGGUGACGUUACCAAGAACAGGAAGUUUUUCCAAAAUUGAUGAUAAGAUAAGAAGAAAACUGGUUAGGGAGGCUACCAAGAGGCCGACAGCAACACUGAAGGAGCUGCUGGAAUUUCUGAAAAGUACUGGCUGUGUAGUACAUGUGACAGCGAUCUCCCGCUGUCUUCAUAUGUCUGGGCUAUGGGCUAGGGUGGCAAGACAGAAGCCUUAUCUUGCAAAGAAAAACAUCAAAGUCCGGCUUAAUUUUGCAAAAAUACAUCUAAAAUCUCCCAAACGCACGUGUGUUAUGUGUUAUGGUUUGAUGAAGCCAAAGUUGCAAAAGGUAUAUUUGGUGCAAAAUCAGCACUGCUUAUCACCAAAAGAACGCCAUACCCACAGUGAAGCAUGGUGGUGGCAGCAUCAUGCUUUGGGGCUGUUUUUCUUCAGGUGGAACUGGUGCCUUAGUCAGGGUGGAGGGAAUUAUAAACAGUUCCAAAUACCAGUCAGUGUUGGAACAAAACCUUCGGCCUUCUGCUGGAAAGCUGAAGAUGAAGAUGAACUUCAUCUGUCAUCAACUUGACAAUGACUCAAAGCACACAUCUAAAUCAACAAAAGAAUGGCUUCACCGGAAUAAGAUUGAGAGUUUGGAAUGGCCCAGUCAGAGCCCAGACCUGAAUCCCAUCAAACAUUUGUGGUGUGAUCUGAAGAGGGCUGUGCAUAGGAGACGCCCUGGCAAUCUGUCAGAUUUGGAGCGGUUUGGCAAAGAAGGGUGGGCAAAUAUUGUCACAUCAAGAUGUGCCACGCUGAUAGACUCCUACCCAAAAAGACUGAGUGCUAUAAUGAAAGCCAAAGGUGCUGCAACAAAGUAUCAGUUUAAGGGUGUGCAUAUUUAUGCAACCAGGUUAUUUUAACUUUUCUAUUUUUUAUUUUUCCCCUUAAAGGUUUCAGUUUGUUUUUCAAUUGCAUUGUACAGGUUAUAGGUCACAUUAAAGGUGGAAAAAGUUGUGAAAAUAUUUAUCUUGCUGUCAUUUUCUUAUGUCACUAAAACCUGGCAGUUGAACAGGGGUGUGUAGACUUUUUAUAUCCACUGUACAGUAUCAGAAAAGGUUCUUUAAGUGCGCAACAGUCUUAUCUUAUGUAUCAAAACAAGGUCCUGUGACUGCAACCCUGCAGUAUCUCGCCUGAAAAAGCAUGACAGAGAGUAAAACUACUGCAGGACGGAAAUCAAAGCAGCCUAUAAAAACUCAUGUUAAUAAUAGUGUAAUGUAACUGAUGUGUUGACUUGAGUAUUUCAAAGCAGUUUUUGUCAACUGCUUAAAAGUAGUUUUAACCUCCAUUUUUAAUAGAAAAGUACAUAACGCACAUUGUUCCCGGCAGCUAAUGAGUGUGAUGUCUGAGUGAAGACAGUUGUUAUGGAAACAGUAUUUUGGUUUAGCAGCAAGAACACUGAGCUUUUGUCUUAAGUGUUAUACAGAGGAUGAUAUUCAAAUGUUUUUUUUUUGUUUGUUUGUCUAUUUUAUGACACUAGAAACGUUAUGUACUCACGUUUCCCUCUCUCUCUUCUCCUUAGGGCGUACUCCCUAGUUGACUCCAGCCAGGUGUCCACCUUCCUCAUUUCCAUCCUUCUCAUCGUUUAUGGCAGCUUCAGGUGAGUACCACUGAUGACUCCUGCUGCACACUUGUUCUUACGAGGUCUGUCUUCUCAAUUGAGCAAAGAAUAAUUAAAGAGUGGUGUAAUAUUUUCCCAUGUGGAUUCCUAGGAUGCAAGAAUUCAGUUGUUUUUGUUGUGAAAAUGAUAAAUGUGAUUGUUUUUUUUUAAUCUAAGGAGCCAUCUUUUUUUCUGGUUUCCAUCUUGCACAAAAAAGACUUAUUUAGUGGAAUGGGAGUGACAAACACUUGUUUUAGCACUGAUUGUGCAAUAGAGGAAUGCUAAUGCUGUAUAUAUGGCUCUUUUUUGUUACAAACAAAAAAUAAAUCUGGUCAGAGGAGCUCUACAGUAAACGUCAUCUUAGAGUUUUGAUCGUCUGGCUGAAUAGAGAGGCAGGUAUUUCAGCUUGUGGAUUAAGAUACAGAAUCAAUCAGCUUUCUGUCUCUUUGAUAAAAUAUAUGUCUCAAUAAAUAUGUGAACUUAUAGAUGCAAGCUGUUUCAUCCUCAGAGGAGUGCCAAAAUAGUGCUCCAUAAUACAAAUCCACUGGAUGUCAUUACAUCAGUGCAUCACUGUCACAAGUGGCAGAAAAAAAAACUGACUUUGCAAAAAAAAUAAUGUGACAACAGCAGCAACAUUUUUUUAUUCCUGGCACACUUUUUGGUUUUAUUUUUGGUUGAGUUCCUUAUUUUAGUUGAGAUAAUAAAAAGAGGAACCAUAUUUAAUGAAGCAGUUUGAUGGUUAAAAAAAAAGGAAAAGAAAAAACUGUAUCUAAAGUUUUCCAGAGCACAUAGAAACACACAGCAUGUCUGGAGGGGCUGAGAGCUGAACUGUAGCUACAGUUAGCUUGUGUCUAAGUCCUCAGCCUGUUAUUUCCCUCUAGUCACGCUCUGAUGAUCACUAUCAAAUCACAUCUGAGUUUUUAAAAUGCUUUUAUUUUGGUAAAGAGCAAAUGAAUGGGCACCAAGCUGAGCUGAAGUGAAGGUUGGUCAUAUUUUGUAGGAACUCAAUCUUUCAAGGAUAGUAUCUCUAUCACACAUCAAGCAAGGCUGUCUGUUAGUUGUUGAAAUCAUGUGAAAUUCACACAGUAUGAAGUGUAACAAAUGACAAGAAAAUAGACCUUUCUAUUAGGAGUGGGAGAAAAAGUCGAUACAGCAUAAUAUCCUGAUAUUUUGUCUGAUGAUAUAUUGUAUUGUUUCAUAUACCAAGUAUCGAUUUUUUUCAAAUGAAUUGCUAAUAUGAAGUCAAAUCUAUGAUGAUGAAAAAAUAAAAUCAACUGUUUGUCCAGUGAGGUUGGCAGAGGUGACGCCAUAGGAAAAAGUUAGUUAAACAAAUAUAUAUCAGCACCCUGGGAAUGAGGUUAGGAAUGCAAACAGGGCACAAAUGAGGUGGAUGUGACACGUAAGGUUUGCAAGAUGUGCUACAUGCAGUGUUGUCAUUGUCAACGAAAACAACACUGCAGAAUAUAUGUUUAGCGUUCGACUGACGAAAUGCUCAUGAACUUUGAAACUCUGUUUGUCGUCCACCACUAACGUUUUCGUCUAGUCUCGUCUCGUCAACGUAAACGCACAUUCGUCUCGUCACAUUUUAGUCAUCUAAGACUUACAUUUAGCUCGUCAACGUCACGUCUUCGUCGUGGAAAAAAAGAAAACAACACUGGCUACAUGAAAAUAAAAUACUGUAUAAAUAAGACAAACAUAAAGGAAAGACAAAUGCUAAAUUAGCUAAACAGUUGAAAAAAACUGUAAAUCGCGAUAUAUUGUAUCGCAAUACUCACUGUGUCAUAAGAUGUUAAAAAUGGCAAUAAUAUCGUAUCGUGGCCCAAGUAUCGUGAUAAUAUUGUAUCGUUGGGCCACUGGGGAUUCCCACCCCUGUUAUCUAUAUGUCAUGAGAAACGAUGUGUAGUAUGAAGCUCAGGGCCUUUCAUGGAUACUCUUGGUCUCAGCGGUUUAAUUGAAACGCGGUUUGUUUUGUUUCUCGUGUGAAAACAUUUUUUAGAUGCUUUGGACUUUGAGCAGUCCCAGAAAGUUCAAGUUCGGUCCAAUAACUGAAACAUGAAAAUAAAUAAAUGAAUAAACAGCAUGAGCCACACAUGGAGAGAGCCGCAGUAGAAAAAUUGACAUUUGGCCCAAAGACUUGAUCAUGGGAAAGAAACAAGCCGUCCAUUAGGCCCAAACAUGUCGGAUAUUUUCUGAGCGGGGAUCAGGAAAAGACAACGGUGUACACUGUUGUGUGGCAGAAGCUGUGUACAAAUGAAUCAAAGGGAGAGGCAGACGUUUGUGAUGACAGCACAGUUGGUUAGUCAGACAUAGAAGGUGGGGCGCUUGGUUAAUUAUAGCUGGAAAUCAUUACGGGGUAAGUAAAACAUGACUUUGAUUUGGACUUGACCCUUAAAUGUCAAUCAAGCUCCUUUUAUCAUCUUGUGGCUUUGUGCUUUGGUUUAGGAGCCCCCAGCUGGUAAAUUAGUGCCCCAAGCUGUUAAUCUAUGAAUAAUGUUUGAAAGAUGUGUCCAAUACACUUAAAAUUGAGAAAAGAGAGAAAUUCAGUGUGUGCGGUAAAUCUAUCAACAGGAAAAUGUGACUCCAGUGAUCUUCCUGCUCUUUACAGUCUAAUUGAAAUGUUUCCAGUAAUUUCUUUUUAGCAGAAAACAUUUAAGGGGAUAAAAAAAAGUCCAUUAAAAGUGGCCGUAUUAGCCUUUUUUAAUACGUCAAAGAUUCACAGAUUUUUGGCAGAGAUAUUUUAAGAAUUAGAAUCAGCAUUUUUUAGGAGAAGUCAUGGUCUGUAACUUGUUCAAGGUAGAGUGAGUCUCCCACACAACAGUUCACAUACUUGUGAGAUUUUGACGGCAGAUUUCUGAGUGUCUCCUCCUCUUUUUCUUCCUCAUUUCCUCCUGCAGGUCAUUAAACAUGGACUGUGAGAACCAGGAGAAGGAUAAAGACGGUAACCCUACGACAACGGGGGGUUUUAAUAACAGCAACACAAACAACAGUGAGCGUAACACACUUGUCUAGAGCUAAAAAAAACAACAUGUUUUUAAUUCUCCUACCGUGUGUGUAAAUAUUCCUCACUCUGGUGUGUUUGCUUGCAGGUAUUCAGACUAUAGACUCCACACAGGCCCUAUUCCUUCCCAUAGGAGCCUCUGUGUCUCUGCUAGUCAUGUUCUUCUUCUUUGACUCGGUACAGGUGGUCUUCACCAUCUGCACUGCAGGUAAGUGAAGGCAACACAAUGACUCUGCUGCUGUAGAUGUACUAAAGUAAGGUCAUCUCAUUUCUGUGCAGUAAUAACACACUGGGGGAAGGCCUCCUAUCUGCUUUAAUUACUGAAACUGCUCCAUUAAACUGACAGAAUUCGCCUGGAACAUGAUGUCUAGGUGGUUCAGGACUUUGGCCUCACCGCUGCGUGUGUGUGUGUGUGUUUUUUUCUCCCUCUUCUCCACAGUACUUGCAACAAUUGCAUUUGCAUUCCUCUUGUUGCCAAUGUGCCAGUAUCUGACCAGACCCUGCUCCCCACAGAACAAGUAAGGGAACCAUGUGGACUCUUCGUGUCUGUAAAUAGUGCAAGUUGUUGCUCAAGCUGCUCCAUGUGGCUCUGUGUGUGUCUUUUCCAAACAUUUGAAAGAGCUCCGUGAGUCAGCAUAUUUUCAUAAAUCCACUUCUCCUCGAGUCGAAACGGAAACUGUCUGCGAGGCUUAAACUGGCUCGGAGCAGCAGAGAAAUAAAUUCUGUUUAUGAGAUGGAACAGCCCUUUCCCUUGUUGUAUAGAAAUGAUUGUAAUAGAGUCUGAGCUCAUGUGUCAACGUCCUGUUACGAACCCAAAGCCCACAAGAUCACGAAGAAUAAAGGCCACCUACUCAGAAACCAGAGUCAGCUGGUUUACUUUUCCAGAUAAUAUAGUAAUGUAUUCUAAUGAAGAUUACACUAAAACCACUAAACAGAUUGACAGUAUCCUCUCCUGUUUUCAUGUUCAACAUAUCUCUUAUCUGAGAACGUUUCCAUGAUGCAGAUCAGUCUAAGACAGGUUUGAGUGAAGUCACUCGAUAGUUUCCCCAUCAAAUCUUGUUCAGGUUCCUCCUAUUUUUCUUUUCUUGCAUACAAAUCAGGGUCGAUGCUGCUUCAGGCCAGUCAGAGAAGAUAAACUCUGUAAAGCUGUGACCACAUGAGCUCAAGAAGAAAGAAGCGGUUUUUGUAGUUUCCUUGUUAAACUUCUUCUAUUUCUGUUAAGCCAGUAUUAGUUACUAGAUCUCCAACCACCCGGACACUUGUGAAUGAAACAUGAGCGUUUGGUUUUCCGCCUCUUCUGGACUGUACGCAUCAACGCUAAUUUACCUCACUGUCAUGUGCUCAUAAAAACCUGAAUUUAUCAGACGAUGUUACUCAGCGCGAUGACACAUCUCUUGUGUUUUUGCAGGAUUUCCUUUGGCUGCUGUGGGCGCUUCACUCUGGCUGAACUCCUCUCCUUCUCCCUAUCUGUCAUGUUGGUGCUCAUCUGGGUGCUGACUGGACACUGGCUUCUCAUGGACGGUAAGAUGAUCUGUCAUUGCUCUUGUUUUUUUACUUUUUGACUCUUUACGCGUUGAUGACGUCAGAUGCUGUGAGUUUACAACUAUGAAUGCUUUUUGGGAUUUUAAAAUAGUCAUACUUGAGGGUCGGCUCUCUCGUCUCUACCGAAUUCAACUUGGACUUUCUCAAUCAUACAAUCUGCCCACGAGGAAAACCUGGUUUGAACAGAAGUGGAUGUAAAAUUAAAGAUCCACACUUGUUCUUUCGAUUCCUGGACUGUUAUCCAUAGAAAAAAAAAAGCAGAACUUCUGAUCACAGAUUUAGUCCCAUCCUCCUCUGAUGCUGCAGCUGUGGUUGUGGGUGGUACAGCCAGCCGCUGGCGCUGUUCACCUGCUUCUCCUAUAGUGUCUCUUACAUCUCCUGGAUCCUCAGUGUGUCAUGCAGAAUGAUGGUGUACAUCAUAAUGGUUAAGGGCAAACUACUUUUGAGUGACUUUUUUUAGUGUUUCCCACCCACAUAAUCAAAACACAUCACAUAUGUCUGAUCCCCCUCUCUGGUCCAUCUACUUUUGACGUCCUCCUGAUACACACACCAGUGCAAUUAGUUCCCCAUGCUCAUCUUUUCCUGAUCGUAUGGAAACGGGUUCCUUUUAUCGCGUUUCCACGAGGUCCUACAACUCUGAAAAUAUGGUCAAAUCCACCAGCAGAAAACACAACUCACUACUGUCUGCUCUGUCCCAGUCUUCUGUGCAGUGCUCCCCCUGUUGGCCACUCCCUGCACUUACACCUGAGGUGGGGGGGAGGUAACACAAAUGUUUUAGACAUCUGCCUGCAGACUGGUACAUCUGCUUAUUCUGGGUUGAUUCCAGAAGGAGAUAUUGAAACCCAGACAGGCAAUAAAUAAUCACGGCUUUCAUGUAGAAAAUCUUACUCAAAUUCUAACAGCUACAUUCAAGUGUGACCCUACCACCUCUAUAUGUUGUUUGAAUGUUAGAUCUUUAGUUAAGGAAACAUGUUUUUGUCAUGAAACAUGGUUUAAUAUGACAGGUAGCACCUGCUGACAUUUGAGUCUUUACAGCAUGUUAAAGGGGCCACACAUAAACAAAGACACACCCUCUCCCUCUAUAUAACAAUAACACUAACUGACUCUCUGAGUGUCGCAACCACACAUAACUUCUGGUCCUGUUUUCAUAUCAACUGUGCUCCCAGCCAGGAUGAAGCAUUAGGAGAGUAAACAAGUGCUUUAUUGAUGAAAAUACCUCCUGCAUGUUUAUUUAGGAUUGCAUGAAGUGUCAUUUUCCCAACAUAUAUUCCAGUGAUGAGAUGAUGGACAACUUAGAGUUUGCUGUCAUUGACAGGAAAAACCAGAGAUAACAGAAGUGAAUGAAAAGCUCUGUAGUGAAAUGGAGAAAAAGUAAGGAUGCUUAAAAGACCUUGGCAAAAAUCUUACCCUCAAAUAAAUGUAAUGAAUUUGUCUCCAGCGUGUAAAAUAACUCUUAAAAGUCACACAAGGACACUUCUUACUUCUCAGGCCCCUUGAGUCAGGCAACCAGUAUUUUACCUGUUAACUUGAGUGUUCUUGAGGAGAUUAUGAAGCAGCUCAGUUUCUACACCUACUCUCUUGACCCUGUUCCCACGAAACUGUUUGUGUGUCCCCAAUUGCCUGAUAGGUGAUCUCCUAAAUGUCAUCCAUGCCUCUCUUUAGUCUGAGGUUGUCUCUGCUUCUCUAAAUCAUGCUCUUGUUACCUCAUUACUCAUGAACAGUCAACUUAACCCCCCCCCCAAAAAUAAAAAAAGCUGCCUAUCUCAAAUCAUCCUGUUAUCGGUAAAAUCAUUGAAAGGGUUGAAUAUAUUAUCCAACCUAGGGCUGGGCGAUAAACCAAAAAUUUACCUAUACCAAAAUAUACGACAAUAACCAAUGUCAUUUUGCCCAUAUCGGUAUAUUUGGUGUCAAUUAAAUAAAGAAAUCAAAGUUGGUUUUGGAUGUGUGUAGGUAGGCUAUGGUCUCAUGUCCCUUAAAGACACUGUCCUACGUCAGAGACGUGACUCCACCCCAUCCAGUCCAUAACAAAGAGGGAGAUGCAGGUGAGGAGAUGGAGGACGGUUCAAAAAAUAAAAUAAACACAAAUUUAUAUAAGGUUUGCAAGAUGUGCUACAUGAAAAUAAAGUACGGCGUAAAUAAUACAAACAUAAAGCAAAUCCAAAUGUAUUAAACAGAUCUGUCGUGUUGCCGGUUUUUGAGGGCACGAGCGCCGACAUACCUUACACUUUGGCGUAAUUUCUCGACAUCACUUUGGAGACACCUGAAGCACCGCCACACAACCGACAUUGAAUAAUUUCAUUCUCAACAAUAGCAUCUUCGGAGGAUGACUCUAAGUCACCGUUGACAUCCAUUUUGCUGCCCUCAGCUCCGCGUUUAGCUUCCCGUUCAGUCAUUCUCUUUACUUCUCCGGCAACUUACAGAAGUGAGCAGGAUCGACUCUGAUUGACUGUUGUGACGCACAUUUCCGCCAUGUUUGAUCAAGGAAAUAUGUUCACAGAUGAUCGCCGUGAUCGAAAUGAAAUUUAUCACGAUCAUAUAAUCGCCCAGUCCUAACUCACUGUAUUGCAAAAUGUUUAAAAUUGCAAUAAUAUUGUAUCGUGAAAAUAUUGUAUCGUGGGACCACUAGUGAUUCUCACCCCUACUGACUCGAGCCCAGUUAGAUCUCACAGCUCAUCAGGUGUGGGCCUCCUGAAUGUAUGUUAAAGAACAGGUGAUGGUGCGUUAGUGGGUAAUGCUGCUGAUGUGAAGUGGAAACUUGACAUAAUUUCAAAUCUUACACUGUUGCCUCUGGUAGUUAGAUUGUCUAUUUUUUGUGUGUGUGUGUGUGUGCACUUGCGUACAGUCUGGUGUGUGUGAGCUGUGGUAGGAAAAGGUCACGGGUCAUAAUGUAAUAAUGGUUUUAAUGUGCGUGUGUUGCAUGAGUUGGUGAAGAGUCAUUUCGUAAAUGUGAUUUGAAUCUGUUCAUGAUCUGUUGUUUAUUGUCGUCACUGAAAUUCUGUUUUGUUUUUAAUCUCUCGUGAUGCACAUCGAUCGUACGUUUGUAUCAAUAAAACUGAUUACACUCGUCUUUUAAGGCUAGUAACUGUAACACUUGCCUGGUCAGAGUAAAAUGCUUCAUGUCACAUCUGGCCUAUUUAGAAAGACAUUUUAUCACUGAUGGUCGUAAAAAAAACCAAAAGAUGAUGUAUGACGUUAUUAAACAGGCAGAGUGACACAUCAGUGCAGUGUGGUCUUUAAUUUUUAAAUACUGAAUUGAGGUUUAUGGUUUAUGAAGCGCUGGUAGCAUCAGUGUUCAACAGCACAGACAAGAUUCCAGACAAAAAUCCAGUUUCCAUCCAUCUUCAGAGAGAAAAAAAAAGACAUGACACACUAACUGACACUUUUAGCAGCGUUAUUUUCAGGGCCGUCACUGCAAUGUGCCACAUGCUGAUACAGGAAGAAUUAGUCAACAGCUUUAUAAAACUGAACUGGCAUUAAAGCAAACUGAUCUUUGCUAUUUAUGAGGAAAACACUCGACAAAGCGAAGAAAAGUGCGUGGGUGUGUGCGCGCUUCUUUUAUGUGACCCGGUCAACUUCAGUCGUUUGAAACGUAUUACCAGCGGCCUUUCUUCAACGAUGUGAACAAAGCGGAGCUGUGACAAAUGUCGACAUUUCACUGUCAAAAAUAUACAAACACUUGCUCAGAUGAAACUGUUGGAAAUAGACGGUAAAUCCAAGAAUAAAUUGUGUGCAGGUCAAACACUGCUUCAAACGUCUGAAAUGAAGCUGCUGUAAUAAACACGUUAUUUAAGUUUACGUAUGGAAACCCUGCCGUGGUUUCAUCCUCUCAUCCUUGCUGCACAUGAAUGUAUUUUGGUUAGUUUAAUGUAUUUUUUCAGCCUAUCAGCCCAAACUUGUGGGAUGUGUUUUCAAGUAUUUUCUCUCUCUCUCUCUUUCUGCAGCUUUAGCCAUGGGCUUGUGUGUCGCCAUGAUCGCCUUCGUGCGGCUUCCCAGUCUGAAAGUGUCCUGCCUGCUGCUGUCCGGACUACUCAUUUAUGAUGUGUUCUGGGUGAGAUAAGCUCCCAUCUAAACUAUCUCUUUUGUUAGCUACAAAAUUCAACACCUCCUAAAAAGAAAAAUGAAACAGAUAAAUCAAGGUGAGCACACAAGAAAGGACAGGCAGUGUCUCCCUGAGACCAAACUUGGAUGAGCAUCACGGUCUCCUCUGAGAAAAAUAAACACAUUCAUGUCAAGAUGUUGUUCCUGGUGCUGGGCCAUUUAGGUCUUAUUUAUUGGCCGUUUCUGGCAUCAGCCCUGCUUUGAGUGAGCACCCACUCUGAACAUGAAACACCAAAUGUCCCCAAAGUCAGGAGCUAAUAUCUCAUGAAUGAUGAUUUUAAUAUGAGGGCAUGUUUCAGGAAGUUACCACUUAAUUUGUUAACUGCUGGGUGUGUUUAUUUUUUUAUCACUUAACAACACGAUCGAGAAAUGUUUCCUGAAAUAAAACUGCCAGAGUUCCCCUUGGAGUUUUUACGAAAAAUAAAAUAUGUGAUCAUAAAAUGCAGGGAACAUUCGUGUACGCAAAUGCAGACACUAUCACAGAAGUGUGGGAUAAAUGGGUAAUGAGGCCAUAUAUGUACACAGAUGAGCAAUCAGUGUACCGUAUUUUUCGCACUAUAAGGCGCACUUAAAAUCCUUUUUGCUUGUCGGAGCACUGCAGCUACCGUAGCCUCACGGAGUUAUUGAAUGAGUUAAAUAAAGUUUGACUUAUCUGACUGUUUUGUUUGGGUGCGCCUUAUAGUGCAAAAAAUACAGUAAUGGCAAUGACAUUGAAAGUCAUGGCAAAGGCAUGAGAGUGAUCAUGGCCUGAGAACAGCAAACUCUGUGAGCUUACAGCACUCUUAAAUGUAGUUGGGAGAACAAACACAGCUCCUCAGAUGGAAUUGACUUUGACCGCAAGAAAAAAUAAAACCUACAAACUUAAAAAGUUAAAAAGGUCAUUGUGUGGUCAGAGUUUGUGGUCAGCAGCCCACUUCCUGUUUAGCUGAAACAGUGCGCCUACUUUGGGCUGUUUGAUCAAACCAGGGCUUGACUAAACUUUUUUCACAAGGACACAUGUGCUCCUAAGUUGAAAAAGUUAGGAGCUCACAAAAAACUUUAAGGGCACAAUGAAAAUUAAUCAAAUAAUGUGUGUCUUUUUGGUUGACAUAGGUACAUUAUUUGAAAUCAAUUUUAGGUCUUUUGGUCACAUUACAUGGAAGCUUUUGAAGAAAAUGUUCCAAAUUUGUCUUUAAAUUUCACACAAAAUUUUUUAAAGGACAAACUAGGGAAAUAAAGAGGAGUGUCUUAUUGUCUGACCUUAGUACUAUUAUUUGAAAUCAAUUUUAGGUCAAUCGGUCACAUGACAUGGAAGCUUUUUAAGGAAAACAGCCUUUUUUGAGAACAUCAACCGGUAAUUCAUUGACGGUCCCUUAUUCAACACCCAAUGUUGACAGCGAGGAUGCCGUAUAGAUUUAACCGCGCUGCUGUUGCUCUUCUCAGUUAUGGAGAGUGAGAAGACACCGGUAGAUCAGCAGUGAAUAUACGUCGAAUUUUCCAACCUAAAACUAACUUCACUGCGGUAUUUACAUGAAAAAACAUUUGUUGCCUCUGCUGAUUUUUACAAUACACACACAUCUAUUUUUAGUCACAAAUUCAAGUGAAACAGUCACUCUGCCAGGCCCUGCAAACCAUGUCCAAGUCCACGCACAGAGAAUCUAAAGGAUAUGAAUGUGAGGAGGUCUAAUUUAGGCAGUAAUCAUGAUUCUUUAGUGAUGAUUUGGUCUGUACCUCGUUCCCUGCAGGUGUUCUUCUCAGCCUACAUCUUCAACAGUAAUGUGAUGGUCAAAGUCGCCACCCAGCCUGCUGAAAAUCCAAUAGACGUUCUGUCCAGGAAGCUCCACCUGGGGCCUGGGAUGGGCCGCGAUGUCCCCCGUCUCUCCUUACCUGGAAAACUGGUCUUUCCCAGGUGAGACUGAUGCAAACACUGCGGUGCAUCAAUAUUUGAAGUUAAACAUAUUAACACUUUUACCCCAUUGAAGUGAGGAGGUCUCUGCUGUUUCCGUAGUAACCUUUUUCUUCUCACUCCCUUCUCGUCUGUGCAGCUCCACAGGAAGUCAUUUCUCCAUGCUGGGAAUUGGAGACAUUGUGAUGCCGGGCCUGCUCUUGUGUUUCGUCUUGCGUUAUGACAACUACAAGAAGCAAGCAAACGGAGAAGUCCCGGGGCCUGGAAACAUGUCCGGACGCAUGCAGCGAGUCUCCUAUUUCCAUUGCACUCUAAUCGGAUACUUUGUGGGUAAGUGAUCAAUCUGUGGACGGAUGUAAAGAGAAGGAGAAGGUCUUAUUUCUCUGGGUGGAUGUGUGUUUUGAGACAACGCUUUUAUUUGGUUUGGAGAUGAUUUGAAUGUUGAAGUCUAAAUUCCCUCUUGAUUUAUGAUGACGUGUUUGUGUUUUUAGGUCUACUGACUGCCACCGUGGCCUCCAGGAUCCACCGUGCUGCUCAGCCUGCUCUGCUCUACCUGGUGCCCUUCACCCUGCUGCCUCUGCUCACUAUGGCCUAUCUGAAGGUACACAAAUAGACACGAAAAGAAGGAAACACAAAUGACAUCAGGUUCAUUUAAAGAGAACAGUGUCAUGCUAUCAAGCAGAUCAGUCUGGUGGAGGGUUUUAGUUCUGUAAUUUUUGUAUAGAUGAUAGAAGUGGGUCAAACAGUUUCACCGCUUCAUGAACCUGUACCAGAAGACUCGUUCCAUGUGUCUAAACUGCCUCUGCUCCACAGGGGGAUUUGCGGCGCAUGUGGUCUGAGCCCUUCCACACCAAGACCAGCAGCUCCCGCUUCCUGGAGGUAUGAUGCACUGUGGGAUACACUUGCAGCGCGGGGAGGACUGCGAAUCCUUUACCUUAAUUCGAGGGAAGGAGAGAGGGCGCACUCACAGUGAGGCCAUGUCGUCAUCACUUGUUCAUGCUUUCCGCCAAUCUUCUGUGAAAAAAAAAAAAAAAAGAAACCCUCAGAAGGACACCAGUGUGUGGAUCACAAACGCCCCAGAACACGACUCAUCUUUGGUCUCUACAUCCUCCCCCGUUUCAUCUCCGCUUCCUCUUUUCUGUUUGUUUCCUCUUCAUUACAGCAUAUCCUGCCUCUGCUGUUUUCGUUCGGCCCCCCCCUCCCCUCUUUAGUUUCCAUUUUCCUCUCUUCUAUAGUCGGUCUCAUUUGCCACUUCCCUCCUUCCGUCCCUUAGGCCUCUUCUCUUCCUUCUUCUUCUUCUUCUUCUGCGUCUUUUUCUGUUUUCUGCAUCUCUGUUUUGUCACUGACUAAGAUGAACUCAAGGGCCAGGCCUGCCCCCCCCCCCUCCUUUUUGUGGACUUAGGGUUGAGAGACGUGGUUGGGGUUUAUAUAUAUUUUUUUAGCAUUGUUGUGGUCAUUAUUAUUAUUAAUAUUAUUAUUCUGGAACGAUUACAAACAAACGAAGGAGAGGUGGAGUGUUGCGGCUGCACAGGACAGUGCUCGGGAGCAGCGACACAGUCAAGGAGAAGAGUCUUCCCCCUCCACCUGUCUCCGCCCCCUUUUCCUCCCCUCCCCUCCCGCUUUCUUCAUCAUCCUUCCACAACGGCUCCUCCCCAGCGCUCCCACCCUCUCCUUCUCCUCUCUUCAUCUGCUGUCCCCAUCCCCCACCCUCACAGAUAACUAUGUAUUUUAUUUAGAAAAAGUUUUAUUCUUGGCAUAUACAGAAAUGAUGCAUUAUAAAUUGUUAAGCUGCCUCCUGCAUUUGAGGGGCCGCUUCUAUUUGUAUAUAUGUCUAUUUGCGGUAUCUUGAGUUUGUAUUUGUGUUCGGGAGCAUGUUGAACAGGGUGGGAAACUGACACCAGCCGACAGUCGAAUUCUGGUCGACUUUGGCCGCCAGUUGUUUCAAAUCAGCCGGCAACAAAACAUCAUUCAGAGAUUAAUUUCUAAAGUUUAUUAGAUCAUGUAAAGAAAAGUAGCUGAUGGGUUUUUUUUUGUCGGUGAUAAAAAAAAAAACAUCUGCAUCAGUGGCUGGUAAAAGAAAACGUUGGUUUCCUGCUCUAGUGUUGAAGAGUGUGUGUAAGUGUGUGAGUGUGAAUGUGUGUGUGUGUGGGAGAGCAGAUGAGUGAAUGGUUAUUUUACUCGGUUUUUAUUUGAAAUCAUGUACAUGUAAAAAAAAACAAAACUGUGGCAGUAGUCAGGUUUCCAUUAAGCUGGGCGUGUUUGUUUUUUUUUCUAACUUGUAAAAGUUUUCCAUAAAAAAAUAACCGACAGUGGUCAUUUAAAGACGGAAAUGUAAACAGUGUUUUUUUUUUUUUUUUUUUUCAAAUAAAUGAAUGUUGAAUUAAUUUAGAGGUAUGCUGUUACUUGUGCUGGGUUUUUGUACCAAACUUCUCGCCUAAAUUCACACAUAUUAAUAGCAGCAGAAACACUAAAAACAUCCGAUUUCUUUUUUUUUUUUAAUGUACAAAGCAUGAUGAUAUCAAAUAUUUUUGUUUGACAAAGUCAGCGGAGCAGCACAACAAGCACAUCUCAUCUGAACUUUGUAAAUGUCAGCGUUGUACCUCAGCCAAUGGAGACCUGACUAUUGUGAAAGUCUGGACUCAAAUCCGAUGAAGACGUACUGUGGUUAGAUUCAUGUCUAGUUACUGACGAAGGGUUCUCUGGGUGGACAGUGAUAUGUGUGCGUUUAUGUGUGUGUAUGAGUGUGUGCCUGAUGAAAUAACGUCAUAAAGUCUGUUUGGACCUAAAGGAGGGCAGAGAAUCAGUUACACCCUUCAGAGAUGGAAAUUAGAAAUUAAAGCUAACCUUUAGGAUGUUUUCGCUGUCACCGUUUGGUCCCUGACAGUCUUUUUUUUUUUUUUCUCGUCCCUCCACUUUUUUGUGGUGCUUGUCAGUUAAUAUCUAAUGUAUACUGGAAAAGGAGCGGAUGAGUCAGAGUCGUACGGACAACGCAGUUUGCUAGCUUUUCUUUCUCUCUUUUUUUUUUUUUUUUUACUUUUUUUUUUUUUUUUUACUUUUUUUAUGCUAUCUGGCCGUGCAUGUUAAGUGUACAGUGUAUCAUUUCUCAGAGUGAAUCAACAGGGCUACUGCAGUUUUUGAGUCUCUGCGGGCCGACACCGAGGCACUGGACUGGACCUAUGAGCUCCCCCUUACGCAAAAACAGCGUCAGUGGGCGGGACAAAGGCUGCAGGUCAGAAAGACUGCGAUUGGUCAGCUCUGACUGAUGUAAGGACCUGAACGCUGCCAGGCUGCUCACAGUGCAGUCGUCUACACUCGGACAUCAUUGAACCACCAACCCCCCUCACCUCCUCAUGGACAUGAUGAAAAAAAUAUAUAGAUUUAUAUACAUAUAUAUACAUAUAUAUGUGUGUAUAUAUACAUACAUAAAUAAUUGAUGACGAUCAUGGUGAUAACAGAAAAGUUUCUUUUUUUAUAUAGAAAAUGGAUUUCUUUUUACCCCCUUUUUUUUCUUUAGUGCUUUAGUUUUUUUAUUUUGUCUUUCCACCUCUUUCCCCCUCCAGCAGAGGACUCCAGCUCUGUUGGUGCAUUGAUAUUAAAGCUGAAUGGAUUCUGUAUAGAAAAUGGUGAAUAAAUAAAUUAAGAACUGUGUAGUGAAACAUGAAUCCUGAAGCGCUUGAUCUAAAAACACUUUGUCCCCUUUUAACCCCUCCCUCUGCCCUCUCCCUGUCUUUCCCUCCUCGUUCAGGAUUCUGCUGUAAAUAAACAUGACUCUAACUGUAACACCAACAUGUCUUUUUCUUUGUUUUGCCUUUUAAAUUAAUCAUGUGUGUAUCCUUUCAAAAGGUUCCUUUAACCAUAUAAAUGCAAUGUGCUGAAAUAAAAACUUUGAAUUGCU
Xyrichtys novacula (pearly razorfish) is the source of this 33732-nucleotide messenger RNA. Lineage: Eukaryota; Metazoa; Chordata; Actinopteri; Labriformes; Labridae. The record is from the annotation of a GenBank genome assembly.